Thamnophis elegans (Western terrestrial garter snake) is the source of this 842-nucleotide messenger RNA. It is a transcript of the gene MRPS11, whose product is annotated as mitochondrial ribosomal protein S11. The record is from RefSeq and is a predicted model, not a curated record. Lineage: Eukaryota; Metazoa; Chordata; Lepidosauria; Squamata; Natricidae. The transcript has 6 exons. Gene Ontology annotation, molecular function: small ribosomal subunit rRNA binding; structural constituent of ribosome; mRNA 5'-UTR binding. Gene Ontology annotation, cellular component: mitochondrial small ribosomal subunit; ribosome. Gene Ontology annotation, biological process: maturation of SSU-rRNA from tricistronic rRNA transcript (SSU-rRNA, 5.8S rRNA, LSU-rRNA); translation; ribosomal small subunit assembly. The coding region runs from base 57 to 626 and encodes 189 amino acids.
GACUCCGCCCCUUUUCCCCCUUGGAAGCCUCGGAGUCCCGGAAAAAAAAAAGCACCAUGCUGGCUGCGCUGGCGAUCGCCCGGCGGGGGCUCUUGGGGGGCGGCUCGGGCAUCACUUUUUCUCGGAGUAUACAGACAGGCGUCCAGAGAUUUCAAACAUUACUGGAAAACUCAGACUCAGCAACAGACAAAGAGCUAGAUUCCACACAGUCAAAGGGCUUCAGCUAUUUCCCUCCAGUGCUGGGAGAAGAAAGUUCCUUGCGGUGGGAUGGAAAGAAGUUUGAAGAAAUCCCAAUCGUUCAUAUCAAAGCUACCUACAAUAACACUCACAUCCAGGUUUUCACAGCUGAGAAAGUACCCCUGGUCCUACUAACCUGUGGCUACAUGGGGUUCAAGAAUGCGAAGAAAUCGACAGCUCUUGCAGCGCAGACAACUGGCAUCGCAGCAGGAAACAAAGCAGCUAAAAAGGGCGUGUACCACGUACGGGUUGUGGUGAAAGGCCUGGGACCUGGGCGGCUGGCAGCCAUCCAAGGCUUAACCUUAGGAGGGCUGGAGGUGAUCUCCAUCACGGACAACACGCCAGUGCCACACAACGGCUGCCGUCCUCGGAAAGCACGGAGGCUGUGAGAGGAGGGGAGUCAGGAGGGAGGAAGAGAAGACGCUGUGCCUGGAUCUCAAAUAGUUUAUGCAGCCAUCUUUGGGCAGAUAUUUUUCUCACUGCAACUUUCAGAGCAGGGACAGGCUCGAGGGUUUGGGAAGGCAACCCAGAGACUUAUGUUUAUAAAGUGUGAAUAUUAAAAAAUAAAAACUUGCCUCCAUCUCGGAGGGACUCUUGGAAUUACA